AUGGAUAGACAAUUAGCUGAUGCUCUAAAUCAAUGUUCAUCAACAAACGGUGUUGUUGGUAUGGUUUGCACUGAUAAAUCAGGUUUAUGUUUAAAAGCUACUGGUGGAGUAAAUGCAUCAACUGCUGGUUAUUAUAGAUCGAUUAUCGAGAAGGCUACCACUCUUCUCUCAAAGAAUGAAGCACCAAAGAUUACUAUAGAGACUGAUACUUCUUUAACCAAUUUACAUAGUAUCAUAGUAGUUCGUAGUUAUAGACAACAACAAAACAAACCAAAAGUUUUAAUUUAUCAUUAA
Messenger RNA from Heterostelium album PN500, 294 nucleotides. RefSeq lists its product as uncharacterized. Gene Ontology annotation, molecular function: guanyl-nucleotide exchange factor activity. Gene Ontology annotation, cellular component: lysosome; cytoplasm; Ragulator complex. The transcript has 4 exons. The record is from RefSeq and is a predicted model, not a curated record. Lineage: Eukaryota; Evosea; Eumycetozoa; Acytosteliales; Acytosteliaceae. Gene Ontology annotation, biological process: positive regulation of TORC1 signaling; cellular response to amino acid stimulus. The coding region runs from base 1 to 294 and encodes 97 amino acids.